This is a messenger RNA of Tarenaya hassleriana, 1486 nucleotides long. RefSeq names its product RING-H2 finger protein ATL80-like. The coding region runs from base 431 to 1072 and encodes 213 amino acids. Gene Ontology annotation, molecular function: zinc ion binding. The record is from RefSeq and is a predicted model, not a curated record. The transcript has a single exon. NCBI's taxonomy places the organism in Eukaryota, Viridiplantae, Streptophyta, Magnoliopsida, Brassicales, Cleomaceae.
AUAAAAAAAAUGGAAAUUAGAAGAAAAAAAAUAGGUGAGAUCACAUGGGGCGCAAGUGAGCUGUAGAAAAAAGGAAACAAGAUCAGACACGUGCGAGCAAAGACCGCACGUGUCCGUCCCCAUCCUCUAUCUCUGAUAAUGAUCGUUUCCAUUUUUCUCUCUCACAGCCAAACGGUCACAUUUCCCGCCGAACCAUCUCCUUCCAGAAUCGUUAAACAUUUUUUUGUUACGGAAAAUUACCCAACGGUCAUAUUUUUACGAUUCAAAUCUUGAAAAUUUCUCCAAUUUACCAUUUUUUACGAUUCAGUCAUUCUUCACACGCUCUCUCUCUCUCUCUCUGCUUCCAAGUUCUCCCUGAUUCCUUCAUCUGCAUUUGAUUUUCUGGGCGUUUCGAUUUUCCGGGGAAAAAGGGUUUCGAUUUGUCGUCGUCAUGGAUAUCGAAGAGAGAAUCGAGGUCGAUUACUCCCCUGCGGACCUUAUACUUCCUCCGGCACUCGGGCUGAGGACCAGAGUCUUUCUCACUCUCGAGUGCGCAAUAGAGGAGCUGAUUCGAUUUUCAAACGGCGAGGAAACGAUUCUCGAGAAGUGGAAUGCAUCCAGAGAGUUCUUCGCAUUCGAUCUCCUCUGCAAUCAUGCCGAUCAUAUCUACGAUCUCCUCUGCGAUCGCAUUCGGAAUCAUCCGGCACGCCAAUACUUAGCCGGGAUGAUCUCUGAGACGUCAACGCGGAUGGGUUUCGGCACUCGAAGCUUCUGUAUUAACCUUCACGCAAAACUGACACAAGAGAGGAUCUUCUUCGUCACGCCGUCCGAGUCUCCGGAAAGAGCAGCACCUGAAUAUCUGUUGCAGAGGCUGUCGGAGGAACGAGCGGUGGAUGAGAAGAGAUUUAAGGAAAUGGGUUUGGAGUCGGAGACAUGCUCCAUCUGUCUCCAAGAUUUUCUGGGUUCUUCGGACAUGGAUUUGACACAAAUGCCAUGCUCCCACGUGUUUCACAGCGACUGUGUGUUCGAGUGGCUUCGGAAGAGAAACUCUUGCCCACUGUGCCGACGUGAGAUUUCCGAUGUCGGAGUCUGAGGUCCGAACGAUUUCGCCGACCCAGUGAAAAUUUUCCAGGUGGGUUGAAUUUUGUGUCUUAGGGUUUAGGGUUUGGCUGAAUCUGCAAUCUGUCCGAAUGUGUUGAUGAAACCCAGUGAAAAUUCUCCAGUUUUCCAUGUGGGUUAAAUUUUGGUCAUCAAUAUUACCUGUAUAAUGAUGAGAAUCGCCUUUGGUUCCAUGAAUGAGCAGUUUUUUUUUUGAAGUUGAACAUUUGACAGAUACAAGCAUAAAAUUAAAAAUAAAAAAGCAUAAAAAUGGUCAUGUUAUCGCAAAUACAUCAGAGACUCACCAAAACACAAAACCAGUUAGAGUUCCCAAAGAGAAUGUAAAAAAAAAAAAACAGAAACAUCCUAUUUUUAUUCCAAGACUCUCCAAAAUGCUGACACAGAAACA